CAGGAAGUGAAGUCCCAAGCACGUUAGAAAGCUCAGCCAUGGCCUGACUCCGGACAGCUCAGAGCAGGGCAUACAUGGAGACCUCUGAGACUGUCUGCCUGCCGCAUGGAUACUCUGAAGCCACUCUGUCCCUGGAGAAGCCAGGGGUAAGGAGAGAGGGACAGGGACGAAACUUGUGUGUCAGGAGGAACGUGGUGCCAGGAAACCCCAUUUACUGGAAACGCCAGGGCCCUCGGCCCCUCUCAGGAUCACUUGGUCAGCAGUAGGCUUGGGUGCCCUUGAGGCCAUGUACCUUGACAAGACUUCCCUCAGGAUGGAGCUACUGAGAUUUGACUGAGAUUUGUUGAAGCACAGUGCUAGAUGAAAGUUGGCCAUAUCAACCUGAGCACCAGUGGGAUUUGUCACUUCUUAUCUCCACCCCAGGGGUGGCUCCCCGCUAUCCUACUAGAUUCAGGUCUGGGUUUCCUGCUGCUAUUCAUGAAGAUGCUUUUUAUCUUUAACUUCUUGUUUUCCCCACUUCCAACCCCGGCCCUGCUCUGCCUCCUGACGUUUGGAGCUGCCAUCUUCCUGUGGUUGAUCAACAGACCUCAGCCCGUCUUAUCGCGCAUUGACCUGGACAAGCAGUCUGUGGGGAUUGAGGGAGGAGCCCGGAAAUUUGCUUUCCAGAAGAAUGACCUAGCCCGUUAUUACUUCCCAGACGCCAAGACAAUGUAUGAAAUUUUCCAGAGAGGACUCGCUGUGUCUGACAAUGGGCCCUGCUUGGGAUACAGAAAACCAAACCAACCCUACAGAUGGCUGUCCUACAAACAGGUGUCUGAUCGAGCAGAGUACCUGGGUUCCUGUCUCAUACACAAAGGACAUAAGCCCUCACCGGACCAAUUUAUUGGCAUCUUUGCUCAGAAUAGGCCAGAGUGGGUCAUCUCCGAAUUGGCUUGCUACACUUACUCCAUGGUAGCCAUCCCCCUGUAUGACACCUUGGGAGCAGAAGCCACCGUAUUUAUUGUCAACAAGGCUGAUAUCCCCACUGUCAUCUGUGAUACACCCCAAAAAGCAUCGGUCCUGAUAGAGAAUGUGGAAAAGGGUCUCACCCCAUGCCUGAAGCUGGUCAUUCUCAUGGACCCCUUUGAUGAUGAUUUGAAGCAAAGAGGAGAGAAGUGUGGAGUUGAGGUCUUAUCCCUCUUUGAUGCUGAGAAUCUAGGCAAAGAGAACUUCAGAAAACCCGUGCCUCCAAACCCAGAAGACCUGAGCAUCAUCUGUUUCACCAGUGGGACCACAGGUGACCCCAAAGGAGCUAUGCUAACUCAUGGAAAUAUUGCUUCAAAUGUUGCUGGUUUUCUCAGAAGUGCUGAGAGUGUUUUCCAGCCCACCUGUAACGAUGUGACCAUAUCCUACCUUCCUUUAGCUCACAUGUUUGAAAGAAUUGUACAGGCUGUCAUGUAUUCCUGUGGAGCCCAAGUGGGGUUCUUUCAGGGAGACAUCCGGAUGCUGCCUGAUGAUAUGAAGGCUCUAAAGCCCACGAUUUUCCCCACAGUGCCUCGCCUGGUUAACAAGAUCUACGAUAAGGUACAAAAUGAAGCCAAGACACCCUUGAAGAAGUUCUUGUUGAACUUGGCUGUUGCCAGUAAAUUCAGUGAGGUGAAAAAUGGUAUCAUCAGGCGUGACAGUUUGUGGGAUAAGCUCAUUUUUGCAAAGAUCCAGAACAGCCUGGGUGGGAGGGUUUACCUGGUGAUCACUGCAGCUGCUCCCAUCUCCAGUGCAGUCUUGACAUUCUUCCGGGCAGCAAUGGGAUGUAUGGUAUUUGAAGCUUAUGGUCAAACAGAAUGCACAGGUGGCUGUACCGUUACAUUACCUGGGGACUGGACCUCAGGUCACGUUGGACCUCCUAUGUGUUGCAAUUAUGUGAAGUUGGAAGAUGUACCUGACAUGAACUACUUUUCAGCGAAUAAUGAAGGAGAGAUCUGUAUCAAGGGCCUCAAUGUGUUCCGAGGGUAUCUCAAAGAGCCCGAGAAGACACAGGAGGUUCUGGACAAAGAUGGCUGGCUUCACACUGGAGACAUCGGUCGCUGGCUCCCAAAUGGGACUCUGAAGAUCAUUGACCGGAAAAAGAACAUUUUCAAGCUGGCACAAGGAGAAUAUAUUGCUCCAGAGAAGAUCGAAAACAUCUACAGCAGUAGUGGUCCAGUGUCACAAAUUUUUAUUCAUGGGGAGAGAUUACAGUCGUCCUUAGUAGGAGUGGUGGUUCCUGACCCAGAUGUGCUUCCUUCAUUUGCAGCCAAGCUUGGGAUUAAGGGGUCUCUUGCAGAACUAUGCCAAUCCAAAAUCGUAAAAGAAGCCAUUUUAGAAGACUUGCAGAAAAUUGGGAAAGAAAAUGGCCUUAAAUCCUUUGAACAGGUCAAAAACAUUUUUGUUCAUCCAGAACCAUUUUCCAUUGAAAAUGGACUCUUGACACCAACACUGAAAGCAAAACGAGGACAUCUCACCAAAUGCUUCCAGACCCAAAUUGACAGCCUGUAUGAGAGUAUCCAGGAGUAGGCUGAGGUACUUAUGGCUGAUGGGGAUCUUGGCCUGCUUGCCCACUAUGGGCUGCCUUGUGAGAAUCUGGAUUAAAACCUAUUCUUCCAUUUAUCUCACCAUCCCUCCUAUCUGUUGUUUUGCUUACAGAGUUAUCAAACCCAGGCUUUUGUUUUUCAAUACUGAAAGACUUAUAGUGCCAAAGGAGAGCCCUGAAAUAAAUAAAUCCUGUUCUUCCUAAAUUAAAUGUUGCUGAUGAAAAAACUUCAGGGGGCUACUUUGAUCCACAUAGCUUUCUUCAAAGUCCCAGUUUUGUUCUGUAUUCCUUCCUUACCAUCUCCAACUUAAAGCCAUUUUUAUUUGGGAUCCCUAGUUCUAGGGUCUAAAACAGUGAUGGUGAACCCACUAAGAAAUCCAUUGUUAUUUUCCUUAUUUUAUAGUAAAACCUAGCUUGCCUAAACCUCUUAAUGUUCAAAUCAAGAGAUCUUUAAGUUCUGAAAAGCUGUUUUCAGUUCACGUUUUUCUAGUUACUUCAUAAAACUGAGAAUUUUGAGUUUUAACCUAUCACUCAGAUGUGUGAGGCAAAUGUCUUCUAUGUACUUCUGUAUACACCAUAAUUUAUGUAUAUAAGGGGAAAAUGGUUAUACCAAGCAAAUCCUAUAUUCCCUAGUUAGAUUUCUGACUUGGGAGUAUCAGAAGCUGGGCCUAGGACAUGUCCAAAAAUGAAUGCUGUCUAAGUGUUACCUGGAGUGGUGGUAACCGAAUCUGCUCUUUAGUCUGCUGCUGAGCUGGAAGCUGCAGGGGAGUCGAAACACAUCCAGUAACUUUUCCAGUAGAUGAAGCAAGCACUGAAUAAAACCUUCCUGCACUGGGAACAAAGAUUUAUGGGCAAACAUGCUGUCCAUACCUUAUCUUCUGUGAAGUAACCAACUUUUUCACCCAGACUCCAGCUACUGCUGUACAUUACCACCAGAUCAUAAAUACAUGUUGCUUCUACUUGUAAAUGUACAAUCUUUAAAAUAAAUUGUUGCAGAUA
Messenger RNA from Heterocephalus glaber (naked mole-rat), 3547 nucleotides. The record is from RefSeq and is a predicted model, not a curated record. Lineage: Eukaryota; Metazoa; Chordata; Mammalia; Rodentia; Bathyergidae.